This is a messenger RNA of Condylostylus longicornis, 5550 nucleotides long. RefSeq names its product myosin heavy chain 95F (gene jar). Gene Ontology annotation, biological process: actin filament organization; endocytosis; vesicle transport along actin filament. Gene Ontology annotation, cellular component: endocytic vesicle; cytoplasm; myosin complex. The record is from RefSeq and is a predicted model, not a curated record. The transcript is spliced from 22 exons. NCBI's taxonomy places the organism in Eukaryota, Metazoa, Arthropoda, Insecta, Diptera, Dolichopodidae. Gene Ontology annotation, molecular function: ATP binding; actin filament binding; microfilament motor activity. The coding region runs from base 579 to 4433 and encodes 1284 amino acids.
UUGACGUUGAAGUAAAAAAGUUGUGAAGAAAAAAAAUAAUGAGUAGUAAAUCAAAGCUAGUUUUAAAACAGAAUAGUUUUGACAUUUGAAAAUUUUUGUUCAAACAACAAAAGAAGUACCGGUUUAAAAUUUUAUUGUAAUUAAAAUUUUUAGAAUCGGAUUAUUAAAUAAUUUUAGGCUAGAAUUAAUUUUUAAAAUUUUAUUUAGUUAUUAGAAGAAGUUAAAAUUCAAAAAAAAAAAUAUUUUGUAAUAAAAAAUAUGCAAUAAAGCAAAGUUUAUUCAUAAAGUUAAACAGUGGUACAACACAUGCUUCUAUAUAGAAAAAAAGGAAAACUAAAAUAAAUAAAAUUAACAGAAAAUCAAAUUUGUUAUGCAAUUUUUAAAUACAGAAGUUUAGUUUUUAAAUUGUUUUGUAAAUUAAAAAAAUUAAAAAAACUUCAUUUAACGUUUAAUUUUGUACAUAUAUACAUAUAUCUAUGCAUAUUGAUAUAGUGGAGCAACAGAUUUUUAGAAUUUGAAAAUUACAAUAUUGAGAAUUACAAACAAUCUUAAUAUACGCGAAUUCAACAGAAGUUAUAAUGGACAAGCAAGUUGUUUGGGCCCGAGACCCUAUAGAAGGUUAUAUAAAAGCUCGGAUAUCUGAAAUUGGUAAUAAUGAAUUUGAAGUGACACCAUUAGAUUCAAAAUAUUCGAAACGUCAGUGUCAUAUUGAUGAUAUUUAUCCAUCAUGUGAGUUAAUUGAGGAUCGUGAUGAUAAUUGUGAACUUAUGCUGCUAAAUGAGGCUACAUUUCUGGAUAAUUUAAAGACACGCUAUUACAAAGACAAAAUUUAUACAUACGUGGCAAAUAUUUUAAUUGCAGUAAAUCCUUAUAGAGAAAUUAAGGAUUUAUAUUCGUCCGCUACAAUUAAAAAAUAUAGUGGUCGAUCACUGGGUGAACUACCACCUCAUGUAUUUGCUAUAGCCGAUAAGGCAAUUCGUGAUAUGAGAGUACUGAAAUCAUCUCAAUCAAUCAUUGUCUCUGGUGAAUCGGGUGCAGGAAAAACAGAAUCAACAAAGUAUUUAUUGAAAUAUUUAUGUCAUUCACAUGACGGAGCUGGUCCAAUUGAACAAAAAAUUUUGGACGCUAAUCCCGUUUUAGAAGCAUUUGGAAAUGCUAAAACAACUCGCAACAAUAACAGCUCCAGAUUUGGAAAAUUUAUAGAAGUACAUUAUGAUACUAAAUAUCAAUUGGUUGGAGGUUAUAUAUCACACUAUUUGCUUGAAAAAAGCAGGAUUUGCUCACAAACAUCAGAAGAAAGAAAUUAUCAUGUUUUUUAUAUGUUAUUGGCUGGAGCCCCUCAACAGUUACGUGAUAAGUUAGGAUUAGGAAAACCUGAUGAUUACAGGUAUUUGUGUGGUUGUACCCAAUAUUUUCUCAAUAAUCAAACUGAAAAACAAGUACCACAAGCUCAAAAAUCACGAGAACAUUCCCAAAAAGGAUGUUUAAAGGAUCCAAUAUUAGACGAUUAUCAAGACUUCCAAACCUUAGAUAAAGCUUUGGCAUACAUGGGUUUAUCAGAAAAUGAUAAAUUUGGAAUUUAUGCUUUAGUUGCUGCUGUUCUUCAUUUGGGUAAUAUUUCGUUUGAAGAUCUUCCAGAUGAUGUUCGUGGCGGUUGUCAAGUUUCGGAAAAGUCUGAAAAGUCUUUAGUAAUGACAGCUAAAUUACUGGGUGUCGAUGAUUAUGAAUUAAGACAAGCAUUAGUUUCUAGAGUGAUGCAAAGUAAGGGUGGCGGUUUCAAAGGAACAGUUAUUAUGGUUCCAUUAAAGAUUUAUGAAGCCAACAAUGCGCGUGACGCUUUAGCGAAAGCUAUUUAUAGUAGAUUAUUUGAUCGUGUUGUAUCAAUUAUAAAUCAAAGUAUACCAUUUAAGGCUUCUAAUUUUUAUAUAGGAGUCUUGGAUAUAGCCGGUUUUGAAUAUUUUACCGUUAAUUCUUUUGAGCAGUUUUGUAUUAACUAUUGCAAUGAAAAAUUGCAAAAAUUUUUUAAUGACAAUAUUUUAAAAAAUGAACAAGAGCUGUAUAAACGUGAAGGAUUGAAUGUUCCAGAAAUUAAGUUUACAGAUAAUCAAGACAUUAUUGAUUUAAUAGAAUCAAAAGCUAAUGGUAUAUACACUUUAUUGGAUGAGGAAUCUAAACUGCCAAAGCCCUCAGCAAUGCAUUUUACUUCAGAGGUACAUAAAGAAUGGCAUGGUCAUUUUAGACUUGGUUUUCCAAGAUCUUCUCGACUUAAAGCGCACAGAACGUUGACGGAUGAUGAAGGAUUCUUAGUACGGCAUUUCGCGGGAGCUGUUUGUUAUAAGACCGAACAAUUUAUAGAAAAGAAUAAUGAUGCUUUACAUUAUUCGCUUGAAGGCUUAGUGCAAGAGUGUGGAAAUCCGCUUUUGAAGUCUCUAUUUUCUAAAGGUAGUACUGCUGCUAGGGGUAAACUGAAUUUUAUAUCGGUUGGUUCUAAAUUUAAAACACAGUUGGCUGAACUAAUGGAAAAAUUAGAAAAAAAUGGUACCAAUUUUAUACGCUGUAUAAAACCGAAUAGCAAAAUGAUAGAUAAAAGCUUCGAAGGGGGUUUAUCAUUGGCUCAACUCAAAUGUUCCGGUACCAUUUCCGUGUUAGAACUGAUGGAAUAUGGCUAUCCGUCAAGAGUUCCGUUUGCCGACUUAUAUAAUAUGUAUAAAUCAUUUUUGCCCCCCGAAUUAUCCAAACUGCCAGCUAGGACAUUUUGUGAAGCUAUGUUACAUGCACUAAAAUUGAGCAGCCGUGAUUUUAAAUUUGGUAUCACGAGAGUAUUUUUUCGUCCUGGCAAAUUUGUCGAAUUUGACCGUAUUAUGAAAUCAGACCCUGAAAAUUUGAGGGCAAUAGUGUUUGCUGUCAAAAAAUGGUUAAUUCGUUCAAGAUGGGUUAAGUCAGCGUUGGCUGCCGUUUGCGUGAUCAAAAUUAAAAAUCGCAUGAUUUAUAGAAGCAAAUGCAUUCUAGUAAUGCAAAAAAUUAUCAGAGGUUAUUUAGCUAGGAAAAAACACCAACCAAGAAUUAAUGGUGUAAUUAAAAUAAAAAAUAUGAAAAACAAUAUUUGUAAGACUUUAGAAAUAGCAAAUCAAUUGAAAAGUGGAAAAGACAGCAUCCUAAAAGAAGUUAAAAAUAUUGAGUCAAAAAUUGAUGCUGCUGUACGAACUAUUAAAGCUAACAAAAAUAUUAGACCUCAAGAAAUUGACGAUAUUUUAAAUAAUACAAACUCGGAAAUUAAUAAUUUGACAAAAAAUCUAAACUUAAAGUUGCAGGAACAACGUCAGGCUGAAGAACAGGAACGUUUACGUAAAAUUCAAGCGGCCCUUGAAGCUGAAAGAAGAGCUCGUGAGGAAGAAGAAAGGAAAAAGAAAGAAGAAGAGGAGAUCAGGCGACUGAAAGCUGAAAUGGAAACUCGCCGGAAAGCGGAAGAAAUUGAACGUUUAAAACAAGAAGAAGAAGAUCGCAAGGCAGCUUUAAUGCUUCAAGCUCAAUUAGAACAGGAAGCCCAAGAAGAUGUAAAAUACCGCCAACAAUUAGAACAAGAGCGCCGCGACCAUGAACUAGCAUUAAGACUUGCAACAGAAUCUAACAGCCAAGUUGAAGAUAGCCCACCAAUUAUUAGAAAUGGAACAACUGAAGCAUCGACAACUGCACAUAAGCUCAUCAGUAUUGCAAGAGGUGUGAAUAUGCUUGCAUCUCGAUUUAAUUCAAUGGGAAGUGAUUUUGUUGGUAAGCUAAGCAUGUUUGCAGCUGGACCAACAUUUAAUCAGAUCAAACCAUCUCAAUCAUCUGAAAAUGUACGAGCUCAACAAGCACUCAUGGGCAAACAAAAAUACGAUUUAUCAAAAUGGAAGUAUUCAGAACUUCGUGAUGCUAUUAAUACAUCGUGUGAUAUUGAAUUGCUUGAGGCAUGCCGGCAUGAAUUUCAUAGGCGUUUGAAAGUAUAUCACGCAUGGAAAGCUAAGAAUCGUAAACGUACAACAAUGGAUGAAAAUGAAAGAGCACCUAAAAGCGUAAUGGAAGCUGGUAACAUUCCUUUUCCAAUCAAAGGUCCUCCACUUGCUCAACAGAAACACGAAAUAACUUCAGCGCAACAUAGAUAUUUCCGCAUUCCGUUUAUGAGAGCCAAUUGCACUGAUAAUACUAAACGUGGUUUAUGGUAUGCGCAUUUUGAUGGCCAAUAUGUGGCACGACAAAUGGAACUACAUGCUGAUAAGCCUCCAAUUUUAUUAGUUGCAGGGAAAGAUGACAUGCAAAUGUGUGAACUUAGUCUUGAAGAAACUGGUUUGACAAGAAAACGUGGUGCUGAAAUAUUAGAACACGAAUUUAAUCGUGAGUGGGAUCGAAAUGGUGGUAAACCAUAUAAAAAACUUGGUGCUAAUAAUAAUAAUUAAGAAAUUUUAUAAACUAUAUACAUAUAUAUUAAACGAGAAAAACUGUUGCAGAAAAUUUUUAAAAUUAUAUGAAAAAAUAAUUUUCUAUUCUAUUAAAAAUUUUCUGACUGAAACUAAAUUUUUAUUAAAAUAUUUUGGAACAAAUUAUAUAUGUUCAAAUGAAGAUGUGCCUUUUUAUUUAAAAAUUUUACUUUAUUAAAUGCAAAUAUUAUAUGAUUAUUAAAUUAGUAUUUACAAAAUUUUUCUUAUUCAGUUUAUUAACAUUUAUCAUUUUCGUAUCAUAAAAUUGAGACAAAAUUAAAAAAGUAACCCAAGCUUCUUUACCUAAUAAAAUUGAAUUUUAAUACACUUUAAAAUUUCUGAAAAAAAAAAUUAAAUGAAUGUAUAGUAAAUUAACAAUUUUCUUAACUGGAAAAUUGUUUAAACAAUAAUUUGAAUCACCGCAAUAUUUUAAAUUUAAUUCAUAAUUAUAAACCAUUUGUAAGAUUAAUAAAAAUAUAUGUAGACAUAUUUAAAAGGCAAAAAUUAAAAUAUUUACAUUAAAAAUCUUUUAUUAUAUUUUUAAAGUGCUUUGAUUUCUAUAUUUAUAUUAGCAAUUAUACUAUUUCAAAUAAUUCCAUGAAAGGCUUCCUAACGUAUGUCUUAGAGAAUCCCAAUUCGAAGACAUCUUAUACUUAAGUUUUUCUUUUUUUUUUUUAAAUUUUUUCCCUAGGAUUAUUAUAUGAGUGCAUUAAAAAUGGUAUUCAAUUCCUUUAAAAAAAAAAUAAACUUAAAAUGAAAAUCGUAUUUUAAACCAUAUGUACAAUUACAUAAAAUAUUUCUAUUUAAUUAAAUAGUAUUUAUAUUAUUUGUUUUAAAUACAUUAAAUAUUCAUGUUUUAUAGAUUUGAAGUAAUUUAAAUAAAAAUUUAAAAAGUAUUUAAUGAAAUCUUGAAAUCCAAUAAAGUAAAUUUAGUAGAUUUUGAAAUCUAUCAAAAACACAUUAGUAUAUAACUCUUAAAAUUUAAUUACCAGAACGAGAAAAAAAGUUAGACAUGAAAAAAUUUAUUUAAGUUAAAAUAUUAUCUGUUGCAUUUGUAGUUAGUAACAAAAGAAAUCUGAUUAUAACUUCAAAAUUU